AUGGUUGAACUAAAAAGCAGGACUAAAAAAACCGCCACACCACCUGUGGCAGCCCCCGAACCACCUACCGUGCCUCCUCCUGUAGGAAUUGCCAAUUUGCCUAACCAACGUUACAAGAUUGUAAGCGAACAGGGCGGUUAUUUCACUAUGAUGGUUGCCGGUGAAAGUGGAUUAGGUAAGACAACUUUCGUGAACACUUUGUUUCAAACUACUUUAAAGCAUGCUGAUCCUCAAAGGAAUAGAUUUUCUCCCUUGAAGAAGACCGUCGAUGUGGAUAUUAUUCGUGCUGAAUUGGAGGAAAAGAAUUUCACUUUGAGAGUGAAUGUCAUUGAUACCCCGGGAUUUGGUGACAAUGUCAAUAACAACAAGGCUUGGCAACCAUUGGUGGACUUCAUUGAUGAUCAACAUGACUCGUAUAUGCGUCAAGAACAACAACCAUACCGUAAGGUUAAAUUUGAUUUGAGAGUUCAUGCUGUCUUGUAUUUCAUCAAACCCACCGGUCAUGGUUUAAAACCCAUUGAUAUUGAAACGAUGAAGAGACUUUCUACUAGAGCCAAUUUGAUUCCUAUCAUUGCUAAAGCUGAUACCCUAACUGCUCCAGAAUUAAAAACUUUCAAAUCAAGGAUUAGACAAGUUAUAGAAGCACAAGAGAUUAGAAUUUUCACUCCCCCAUUGACCAAUGAUAUUAAAGAGGAUUCCACUGAAGCUGUCGCCAUGGAACAUGCAAGACAAUUGAUUGAAUCCAUGCCAUUUGCCAUUAUAGGUUCUGAGAAUACGUAUGAUAAUGGACAGGGGACAAAUGUUGUAGCUAGAAAAUAUCCAUGGGGGCUUGUAGAAGUGGAGAAUGAUGCACAUUGUGAUUUCCGUAAAUUGAGAGGUUUACUGUUAAGAACGUAUCUAUUAGAUUUAAUUACCAAUACGGAGCAAUUACAUUACGAGACCUAUAGAAAAUUAAGAUUAGAAGGUGGUUCAGCCACUGGUGAUAAUGAUGAUCCUUCAUUACCAGUUAAGGCACCAGCAAGAAAAUUGUCACAUAAUCCUAAAUAUAAAGAAGAAGAAAACGCAUUAAAGAAAUAUUUCACAGAUCAAGUAAAGGCUGAAGAGCAAAGAUUUAGACAAUGGGAACAAAAUAUUGUUAAUGAAAGAACCAGAUUGAAUGGAGAUUUGGAAGAAAUACAAUCCAAGGUCAAGAAAUUGGAGGAACAAGUAAGAACGCUUCAAUUGAAGAAACGUUGA
Molecule: messenger RNA, 1236 nt
Organism: Naumovozyma castellii
Lineage: Eukaryota; Fungi; Ascomycota; Saccharomycetes; Saccharomycetales; Saccharomycetaceae
Gene: CDC12
Product: septin CDC12
Exons: 1
Coding region: 1-1236 (411 amino acids)
Source: RefSeq, a predicted model, not a curated record